CAAUACUCGAACUAGAUGCAAAUUAUAGUUCAAAAGAUUAAAUCUUUAUUUUUACUCUCAUAUAUUUUAUUUGACAUUGGAAUAAAUACUUAGAUUUAUAUUGACACUCUAAAAUAUCUCAAAAAAAAAAAAGAAAAAAAAAAAUUUUUUUUUUCAUUUUAGAACAUCGUAAUUUAACAUUGGACGAUGGUAUUCAUAUAAUAAUAACAAAUUUUAUUUCAUAUAAAGAACGUUUUCGUAAUGAAGAAAUAAAUUCAUAUAAUGAAAAUAAUGAUUCAAUUGGUUAUUCUGAAAUAAAUCCAGCUUAUGAAUAUCCUCGUCAAUCAAAUAAUCUUACAGAAGAAGAAAUAAAUCCACCUAUAUUAAAUCUUGGUGAUAGAUUACCAUUAUCAAUGUUAUUAUGUCUUUUGGCUGAUGGAAGACAAUUAACAUUAGAAGAAAUAGAUCGUGUACUUGUUUAUUUACUUGAAAAAAAAUCUAAAAUGUUAACAUUACCUUCAGGUACAUUACCACCAUUACCUGCUCAAUAUGCAACAAUAAACACAUUUAAUCAUCAAACAGGCUCUGGUAUUGUGUCAGACACAAGAUCCAUUCCAAUCUCAGAUUCAUCAAUUGGAAAAUCAUCGAAUUCUUCAUCCGAAGUAUCUUCGUCAAUUGCUGAACAAAUUCGUCAAAUCCUAUCAACAAAUAUAGUCAAACCAAAUAAUUCAACUGGAGAAACAAAUUCACAAUCUAUUAUAACAAAAAUUUCAUUGGAUAAAUUACCUGAUAUUGUUAAAAUUGAAAAUACGAAUAUUUCACAAGCGAAUAACAAUGUUGCAGAAGCAGCAAAAGAAUAUGUUCAACAACAAAAAAAAAAAAGCCAACCUUCAUUUUCACGUCCAAAAGUUGAAUCAGUACCUGUUGUAUCAUCUGCAUUUAAUUAUACACCACCAUCAGUAGCAACAACUGGAUCUUUAACUUCAUUUGGUGCACAAAAUUUUUCAUCUUAUAAUUCUGUAACUCCAUCGUUACCAUUUAAUUCUACUUUAAAAUCAGCAACAUCCGUAACAGUUCCCAAUUUUGUGUCUCAACCUUCUCAAUAUUUCUAUCCAAUUCCACCACAAAAUGUUUAUCAGUCUCCAUUGAAUUCGACAGUAGCUGAUUCAGCAGCUGGAAUUUUUCAAGCAUAUUCACAAUUUAAUGUACAGCCGACAGCAAAUCCUUCAAUUGUUAGCCAACAACUAAAUACACAACAACAACCAAUUAGAAAAUGA
Molecule: messenger RNA, 1256 nt
Organism: Rotaria sp. Silwood2
Lineage: Eukaryota; Metazoa; Rotifera; Eurotatoria; Philodinida; Philodinidae
Source: the annotation of a GenBank genome assembly